This is a messenger RNA of Meloidogyne enterolobii, 538 nucleotides long. The record is from the annotation of a GenBank genome assembly. NCBI's taxonomy places the organism in Eukaryota, Metazoa, Nematoda, Chromadorea, Rhabditida, Meloidogynidae.
AAUGAAAUCAAAAAAAUAUUUUCCUUUUAUUCCUAUACAAAUACCUCUUGAAGAGCCGAUAAAAAUUGAAAAUGGGAAUUCCACGUGUGGAAUUUCGAUGAUUAUUAAGCAAAUAAGGCCAACUUGGAAAUUGGAUUAUUGUGAGAUUGAAGUUGUAUUCACUAAUGGAAUUACUAAUAAAAUAUUUUGUGUUUGUAAUGAAGAGGAAAAAGAAGACAAACUUAUUUUUAGAGUAUUUGGUGCUGGGUCUGAUAAAAUAAUUGAUCGAUUUGAGAAUGGAUUAGUUUAUGGUUAUUUACCUGGGGAAUGUGUUUCGAUUAAAAGUGUACGAGAACCUUGUAUAGUUGAAAAAAUUAGUAUUUCAUUGUCUUUAAUUCACAAAAUUCCUCUUACUAAAGAAGAACAAAAUCAGCAACCAUUAAUUGAAAUUAAAUUAAAAAAUUGGAUUGAAACUCUUCCAAAUAAAAUAUCCUCAGAAACAGGGCAACUUUUAUUUGAUGAAUAUUUUGCAAGUUUGUGGGGGGAUAUUAAUAAUUAA